AUGGCGGAUCACGAAGACGAGUUGGCCGCCACCACCACCGACGGCUUCAAAGUCGGUGAGAAGAAGACCGUUGAGGAGUACGAGAAGCUCGAUCAAAACGACGAAUCUCUCAAGCGAUGGAAGGCCUCGCUAGGCUUGGGAAACGGCACGCCGAUAUCUGACCCUAACGACCCUCGAACCUGUAUCAUCAAGUCGCUUGCUCUCGAGGUGGCUGGACGAGACGAUAUCACCAUUGACCUCUCUGCUCCCGGUGCCGUCGACAGCCUCAAGGAUAAACCAUUCACCAUCAAGGAAGGCAGCCGGUUCCGCAUCAAGGCCACUUUCCAGGUCCAGCACGACGUCCUCAGCGGCUUGAAGUACGUCCAGGUCGUCAAGAGGAAGGGCCUAAGAGUGAGCAAGGACCAGGAGAUGCUGGGGAGCUAUGCUCCAAACACGACGGAUAAGCCGUUUUAUGAGAAGAAAUUCAACGAGGAGGAGGCACCAUCUGGCAUGCUAUUACGAGGGCGUUAUAACGCUGUCUCCAAGUUUGUUGAUGAUGACGAGACGGACCAUCUAAAGUUCGAGUGGACCUUUGACAUCGCCAAGGACUGGUAG
Messenger RNA from Arthroderma uncinatum, 594 nucleotides. Its product is annotated as rho GDP-dissociation inhibitor. Gene Ontology annotation, cellular component: cytoplasm; membrane; cytosol. NCBI's taxonomy places the organism in Eukaryota, Fungi, Ascomycota, Eurotiomycetes, Onygenales, Arthrodermataceae. Bases 1 to 594 code for a protein of 197 amino acids. The record is from RefSeq and is a predicted model, not a curated record. The transcript is spliced from 4 exons. Gene Ontology annotation, biological process: Rho protein signal transduction. Gene Ontology annotation, molecular function: protein binding; Rho GDP-dissociation inhibitor activity.